UCCCGCCCCCGGGCGGUGCCCGGUGCCGUCCCGCCCCGUUGGUGAGCGGCGGGCGCGGGGAGCCGGGCGGCGGUGGAGCUCCUGGUCGCGCCAUGCUGCCCGCCGUGCUCCGGAGGUGGCUGCGUCGGCCCAAGCGCUCAGACCCCCGGCUGCUCUCCCAGUUCUUCUUCGCCGAUGAGCGGGUGACGCGGGUGGUGGCCGAGAUCAACGGGCUGGACGCUGAGCUGGACCCACAGCAGUACCUGGUGCUCCUCAACCAGCUCCACCUGAGCCAGGCUCAGCUGCUGGCCGUCAUUGAGCGCAUCAUGGAGGAGUGCAUCCCCGCGCAGAGACACAGCCGUGAUUACCUCGUCAAGUUCCCCGAGGAGCUCUUGGUGGACAACCUGGGGAACCACAUGCUGUUUGCUGCCGAGUGCCUUCUGGCAGGGACCUUCCUUGAGCUGGAGGAGGCGGAGGGGGCACAGCUGAGGCCGCGUGCCAGGAACCUGCUGUGCAGCCUGGAGCUGGUGCGGGCGCUGCUGCGGGAGCAGAGCCUGAGCCAGCCCGGCACAUACCCUGAGCCUGUGCGGGCUGCACUCGUCCAGUUUGAUCGUCUGUUUGCUGAGUUUGAGCUCAGCUACGUGUCCUCGCUGGUGGCAGUGAAAUCCCCCGAUGAGAUCUACAGGCAGCAGGAGAUCAUCGUGCUCUUCUGUGAGACAGUGGAGAGAGCCCUGCGCUUGGGCUACCUGACCCAGGAGAUGAUUGAUGGCUACGAACCGCUGCUGAUGUUCACCAUCCCUCGUCUGGCCAUCAUCAGUGGUCUCCUCAUCUACCCUGAGGGUCCCCUCAGCCUGGAACGCAGCCCUGAGCAGAUGUCACGGGUGUUCAGCCCCUUCUACAACCUGCUGAUGAAGAUCAGGGAUCUGCUGCGGGUGCUGUCAGCAGAGGAGCUGUGCCUGCUGGAGAGGAGCCUUUGUGCAGCCGAAGCAGAGGAUCCCUGCGGCUCAGUCACCCCACCAGCAUGGGGGGAAGCAGUGCCCAGAGUGGCCCCCCCUUCUCCAUGGGGUCUCCUGGACAACCCGUGCACAGAGAGCCCCCAGCACCCCCCAGGGCCAUGGCUGGAGGCCACACCAGGUUCCCGCUGCUCAGAGCUGCGCUCCCACUACAGCAGCACCAGGGACAUGCUGCACACCCUCUUCGUCUGCAUCUCCGGGGUGGCUGAUCAGCUCCAGACCAACUUUGCCAGUGACCUGCGCUGCAUCCUGAAAACAGUCUUCAAGAUCGUGGCCUCUCCAGCAGAAACCUCAGAGGAGCCAGGAGGCAGCAAGGAUGAGGAUGUGCCCCGUGUGGCUGACUGCCCCCUGUGCCCCAGCCCCAGAGAUGCCACCGGGCUGCAGAGGGCAGCCGGAGCGCACAGACGGCCCGAGUGGGUUCCGGACAGCAGCUGCAGCCACUGCUCCGCCUGCCGCGCUCCGUUCACUUUGCUGCGCCGCCGCCACCACUGCCGGAGCUGCGGGAAGAUCUUCUGCUCCCGCUGCUCCCCGCACAGCGCCGCGCUGCCCCAUUGCGGCCAGCCCCGACCCGUCCGUGUGUGCACGCACUGCCACGCCGCGCACCUCCCGGCCUGGCGUGUCCGCACCCGCUGAGCGGCCCCGGCUGCGGGACGAGGCCGUGGGGCUGCUGGGCACAGCCCGCACCCGCGGGGCCGGGUGGCCGCCGGAGCGCGCAGCCCGUGCCCGCACAGCCCGGGGCUGGACACGGGGCUGGACACGGGGCUGGACACGGGGCUGGACACGGGGCUGCAUCGCGGCUCGUCGCGGUUCUGCCCCGCCGUGUGUUUGCAGCUGAACUUCGGCUGCUGCUGGGAUCGGGCAGAGCCGCCCCCCGCGCUGACUGUCCUGAGAAGGGCGCAAACAGCCUCACGUGACCGCACUGCCCGGGGGCGACGAGCACCGGGACCGGCGGGGUGUGGGGGUGGGGUACAGAACCGGAGGGACCUUAAUAAAGACGUGAUGGAACCGGUGGAACCGA
Molecule: messenger RNA, 2010 nt
Organism: Coturnix japonica (Japanese quail)
Lineage: Eukaryota; Metazoa; Chordata; Aves; Galliformes; Phasianidae
Product: lateral signaling target protein 2 homolog
Biological process (GO): negative regulation of epidermal growth factor-activated receptor activity
Cellular component (GO): early endosome membrane
Molecular function (GO): metal ion binding
Source: RefSeq, a predicted model, not a curated record